Chironomus riparius is the source of this 8777-nucleotide messenger RNA. The record is from the annotation of a GenBank genome assembly. Lineage: Eukaryota; Metazoa; Arthropoda; Insecta; Diptera; Chironomidae.
GGCGUUAAUUAAGGAACAAAAAAAAAGUAUUUUUAAAGAAUUUUUUUCCCACGAAUUUGAAAAUACGAAGUGAACAGAAAAGAAAAUUUUCUUGAUACCGAUCCAACAGACACACAGUACAGAUCAGUAAAAAUGAAAAUAUCGUUAUGAUGCUGAUGAUAGAAAAAGAAGAUCCUUUAUGUGAAAAGAAAGAAAAAUAGUCGAAUUUUUCAGUGUUUCGUGUUUUUUUUAUUUUUUUUUUGUGAGAAAGAGAGAGUCGAGACCUUCAAUUUAUUCUUGUCAAUAUCAAAAGCAUCAACCAUAGACACGAAGUAGAAAAAUAAAUAUAAACGCAAAAAAGAACUUUGAACUAAAAUAUUUACAUAAUCUAUCAUCAUGCCACUAUAUUCGGAUAUGUAUUAUAAUUAUUUAAAUUCAGUACCACCGUCGGUGACAUCGAGUUAUAGCUCGUAUAGUUCAACUCCGUCAAUUUCUUCAAAUUAUAGCUCCUAUAGUACUGCAUCAUCUUCAUAUUCGUUAUCAUCGCCUUCAUAUUCUACACCUUCUUAUUCUUCCCCAUCAUAUUCAUCACCAAGUUACUCAUCGUUGCCUUAUACCCCAACAAUACGAAGUGGUGUUUCACGUUUCAUGCCAAAAUUAACAACAAUCUCGGAAGCACCAUUAUCAAAACAUCGAAUAGCUGCUUUAUCUCGUAUGGCUGCCUCACAUAAUACGACAUCAAAGUAUAUCCCACCAAGACCAAGACGAAUGGAUACAUCUGAUAUUGAUGUAUCAGCAAGUCGAUUUGUUAAUCGUCGAAUCAGUGAGGCUAAGCCAGUCGUUGAUAUACCAAUUGCAGAGGAAUCAACUCCAACACAGAAAGAAGAAAAUAACGAAGAACCUCCGAUAGCUAGAACAACAAUUAGACGAGAUAGAGGUUUAGUCAGAUUACGUACUGUACGAAUCACACCUGACACAAAGCCAAUUGAACCACCAAAAAAGCCAAAACUUGAACAAAGUGACAUUGAUCCAGGAUAUGGAUCAAGUGAACGAUCAAGUGGCUCGUGGCGUAAGAAAUUUGAAAAUGAACUAGAUUUACAUGAUAAGCCAUUAUCUCCAACAUCAAAAAGUCUCGGUGAGAGCUUUCUUGAAAAAUAUACAAUAAAAGAACCUCCAGUACCGGAUGUUAAAGUUUUUUUGACACUUGAUGAUGUGCCUUAUGAGCAACGUGAUUUUAUUAGACGAAAAAGUGCCACGAAAUUGCCAACAUUUAAGGAAAUUUGUUCAGAUAUCUCAUCUGAUAAAUUAACAGAUGAUCUGAAUGCAGGAGACUUGAGACGUCGAGCAUCUCUAAUUAUUGAGGAAGAGAUGCAUAAUUUUACAAAUAAAGAAUCAACAAAUUUGGAAUUGCAAAAGACUAACGAGGAUGAAAAUGCCAAUAAAAAUAAAAGUGAUGUUGAUGGUGACGAUGAAAAUGAGACUGAACCAAAGCACAAGAAUCGAAAGAUAAAGAAGAAACAAAGAGCAACAUCAAAGACAUUGUUGAGUGAAAUAGCUGAAAAAGUUGAUGAAACGAAAGAGACUGCAAUGGAUGUGAAAAGUCCUAACGAGACAGAAAUUGAAUUAUGUACAUUUAAAGUGCCACUCCGUAAGAAAAAGAAAGUGACAGAUGUAAAAACUCCUACCUGUGAUUUAAAUUCAACAGAUAUGUCAACGGCAUCACACACACAAACGCCCACAGAAUUAAUGACGUUGAAUGAGAAUGAAAAUGAAAGAAAAAUUGCGGAAAUUCAUGCAAUAAAGCAAAAGCAGCCUGAAAGUCUCAUUAAUAUUAAAUCUAAACAGCAGCAGCAGCAGAAGCAACAUUCUUCUGACCUCGAUACAAAAUUAUUAAUAGCAAAAAAUGCAAAUGAUGCUCAUUCUAGUCCCGGUGAAGAGCAGGUUAUGAAAAAUCAAAAGAGUUCAGUGAAUCUAAAAACUUCAAUGAAGUCAGAUGUAAAAUUGCCGGGGAAAAUGUAUCCCCUGAAGCGAGAGCCAAGUGCUGAUGAUUUUUGGGGUAUGAUAGGCUCACGUGAGACAACAGUAUUUGCAAAACGUAAGCAACAAGUGAUUGAGGAACAACAACAGAAAAUCAUUGAAGUAGCAUGGACUCCGGAAUGCGAUGAAGAAAAUGAGGAAAAUUCAUCACCUGAAAAAGUCAACAACCUAAAAUUAGAUCAAAAAACAAGUGAAAGUAAUAGACUCAAAGAUACAUCAACAUCAUCACAGUCGUCAUUAUUAAAAGUUACAGUUGACACAAAAAGUUAUGAAAAUAUUGUAAGCGUGGGCACAAAGAAAAUAUCUGCAGUUGUGAAUGAAAAUGAAGGAAAAAGUAAAUUGCAGAUGGAAAAUGAUAAGAAGGUUGAGCCACAAAAGAAGCUUGAGGCAGAAACAAAACUUUUUGGUAAUGCAGUCAAAUCUGUAGCCAUGAAAACCGUCGAAAAAAUGAUUGAAGUAAAAUCAUCAAAUGUUAAAAUUGAAAAGGAUAUAAUGAGCCUGAAGCAUAAAGGAUCAAUGGAUCUGAAGGAUGCAAAUAAGCCUGUUGAAUCUUUGGAUAGUUCAAAGAAGCUUGAAAGUGAAAAAUUACUUCAAAAGAAACCUGAAGUGCCUUUAAAGUCAGAAAAAGAACUUGAUAAGCAGCAACAAUCACCAAAGAAACUUGAGUCCAGCAACCAGAAGGAAGCACAAAUUAAGAAAUUUGAUAUAAAGCUUAAUAAGAAGCCUGAAGUGGUCGAUAAAGCAAAAAGUUCAGAAGAAUCUGAAAAGGAAUCAGAGAAGAAGAAGCCCGAAGUGAGUGGAAAGAAAAUGAAUGAAAAGGAACUGGAAACCAAGAAGACUGAAGUAUUCAAUGAAAUUGAAUUAAAGGGAAAGAAAAUUGAAAAAAACUUGAAUGAAAAUGUAGUAAAAAUUGCUGACGCAUUAAAAAGCAAGGAAAUUGAGCAGCCUAAAAUGAAACUCGGAACUACUCAACCAUUCAAUGAGAAAUUAAUCAAAACUGAGGUUGAAAAACCUGUCGUACCUCCGAAAGUUGAUGAAAAACCGAAAACACCUACAAAGAUCGAACCAAAAGUAUUGGAAACUAAGAAGUCACCAAUAAAAGUAAUUCAGAAGACAAAGUCGGAUGGGGUGUCAAAAAUAGGAACUAAGCUUACUCUUCCAGAAGCUGAGAAGAAAGUUGAACUUCCAAAAGCAGUCGAAAUACAAAAGGUUGAAGAAACAUUAAAACCAAAUGAAUCUAUUCAGCCAAAACCACUGGAACCAAAGAAAUCUCCAACGAAAAAACCUGAAAUUGAAACGUUAGACACAAAGAAGAUAGAGGAACAGAUAACAGAAGCUAAGAAGACGGCACCAAAAACAUUAGAAAAAGCUAUAGAGACUCCAAACGCUAUAGAACUUAUCAAAAUAUCAGAUCAACCCAAUCCAUUGGAACCCCCAAAACCAGCCGUCACCAAAAAAUUAUAUGGAAAAUCCGCCUCGUCAGCAACAGACAAGAAAACAGAAAUUAAGACACUAGGAAAUAAAAACACGAGUGACAAUAAAUCACUAACGUCUAAGGACGGCGUCAAAUCAGCUGCCGCAGAAACAUCAAAUCUUAUUGUAGAUAAAAAAUUGUCACCAAAGAGAGACACCAAAUCAUUAAUUAAUCAAUCCACGAGUGUGAAUGACCAAGAGAAAAAAUCUCAAGCAACAAUAAAUGACGAUGGCAUUGAAAGUAAGAAGAAGAAGCAAAUCGAAGAAGUUCUCAAUGAAAAUCAAACGAUUGAAUUAAAUUCGACGACAUCUAACAACAAUAAAAUAUCACCGACAAGUUUAAGUAAGAAAAGUUUUGGCACGUUAUCGAAAUUCCCGACGUUAAAUAAUUUAAAUAGCAUUGCAAUGAAUGAUGCAGUAGAAGAUAAUAAAACAACAAAUGACAACAAUCAAUCAAUCGCGAGUGAACAAUUGAAUGAAUCGGAGCAGCAAGAGAAAAUUAGUAUCGCGUUAGAACCUUCGCAGUUAACAGCUUCUGAGCAACAGAAUCAAACGAAAGAACCACAGGAGAGUGAAUCCGAGGAAGAAGAAUCGUCGUACGAGGAAGAGAGUAGUGAGGAAGAAGAAGAUAUGGGGAAGAAAGACUUUGAUCCACAAAAGAAAGUCAAAAUAGACUUUACGAGUAUGCAAAAGUUCUUCAAGACGGAUGAGAAAAUAAACAUAAAACUCGUCGCACGUCCUCGACCUUUGUGGAAAAUUAAAAGAAAUCGACACGCGAAAUUUAGCUCGUCAGAAUCCGAAUCUGAUGAUGAGGAAGUUGAAGAAAUUUGUGGCGGUGAUUCGGCAACAGGUGGAAGUCAAAGUAGUACAAAUAGUGAAAAAGUUGUGAAGCAAGUGCGUAAAAAUAAAUCAAGUGGAAAUGAAAUUUCGACAGAAAAUAUUGUCGCACUUAUGGAAAAUCUUAAUCUUAAUGAGGAAAAUGAGGAUAAUGAUAAUGCCAGCGAAGAUGCUGGAAAGAAAAAACAAACUCGCUUUAGUACAAGUAGUCAUGACUCAGGAUAUAGUUCGAUAGGUGCUACUGCAGCUAAAAGUCCUCGAAAGGCUUUAGAGACAUCGUACACGUAUACACAAUUCCAGAAGACUGGAAAGAUGACGGCACCUGCAACAGUUAUUCCACGUUUUAGAAAAUAUAGUGUAGAAGAUUUUCAUUUUUUGACUGUUCUUGGAAAGGGCAGUUUUGGAAAAGUAUUUUUAGCAGAAUUGAAAAACACAAGUUAUUAUUAUGCAGUAAAAUGUUUAAAGAAAGAUGUUGUAUUGGAAGAUGACGAUGUUGAGUGUACCUUAAUAGAGAGAAAAGUAUUGGCAUUGGGCACGAGACAUCCGUAUCUUUGUCAUUUGUUUUGUACAUUUCAAACUGAUAGUCAUUUAUUUUUUGUGAUGGAGUAUCUUACGGGAGGUGAUCUAAUGUUUCACAUACAGCAAAGCGGACGAUUUACAGAGAAAAGGGCGAGAUUUUAUGCCGCUGAAAUUGUUUCUGGCUUGAAAUUUCUGCACCGAAAAGGAAUUAUUUAUCGCGAUCUGAAACUUGACAAUGUUCUAUUAGAUCAUGAUGGACAUGUGAGACUAGCCGAUUUUGGAAUGUGUAAACUUGAGAUUUAUUUGGAUAAGACUGCAGAUUCAUUUUGCGGAACCCCAGAUUACAUGCCACCCGAGAUCAUCAAAGGUUUACAUUACAAUCAAUCCGUUGAUUAUUGGAGCUUUGGUGUGCUGCUUUACGAGAUGCUCAUCGGACAAAGUCCAUUUAGUGGUUGUGAUGAGGACGAAUUAUUUUGGUCAAUUUGUAAUGAGAUUCCGUGGUAUCCACAUUUUCUGUCUAAAGAGUCGCUGAAAAUUCUUCAGUCAUUACUAGAAAAGGAUGUUAGUAUACGAUUAGGAUCGAUGGGUGCACCAGACGGUGACAUUAAGUAUCAUCCAUUCUUUGCUGAAAUCAGUUGGGAGAAGUUGGAUAGGAGGGAACUGGAACCGCCGUUCAAACCGCAAGUUCGGCAUCCACUCGACACACAGUACUUUGACAGUCAAUUUACUAGAGAACGUGCUAGACUAACGCCUAUCGACAAAAACAUACUCAUUAGCAUGGAUCAGAAGCAGUUUGAAGGCUUCAGUUACACAAAUCCAAACGCAACUUUAACGUGAAUAUCCAACAAAUCUUCUCUACUCUGUGUCUCUUUUGUGUAUGUUUAACGUAUAUAAAUUUAAUAAUUGCCAAAACCAAAAAAAUUCUAAAGAAUAUUUUUUCUGUGAAAAAAUUUUUUAAUCAUAAAUUUUUAUCUUUCUCUUUUCCAUCGUCAUCAUUUAUGUUCCACCAGUCUAAAGUUCAGUCGAAUGUUCUUUACGUGUAUCACAUAAAUUUUAUUUUUAUUUUAUUUUAUUCUUUAAUUUUAUCGUUUCUGUUCCUUGUGAAAGUUCAAAUCAUUCUCGUAAAGCUUAGAUCCUUUAUGAGACUAUUGAACUUUUAUUUUAUGUGGAUAUCAAUACGUUUAUAUAUUCUGAAAAUUUACUUGUUGAGAGGCAACUCUAGAAUAUUGUGUAUGAGAUGAUAUUGGAGAGGAAUUUCCAAUUCAAUUUAUUAUCACUGCUAGAAGUUGUUGCUUCUUUUGUAAAAUUUUAGAGUAAGGCUGUUAAUUUGUGAAGAAAAGCAAGACAUGAUUGUUGGAUUAGAUCAAGAGUAUAGCCAAAUAGUGCAGCAUCAAAAUAGUGAUCAUAGCUUCGAGACUUGCUAGCUGAUUGUAUUUUAAACAAUUAGUUUAGAAUCCACGAAGAACUACGAUUUAAGGUGAGCUAUCAGGCGAACUCUUAUUCGUUAAACUAUCAUCAGCCAUGGAUUUAUCAAAUUUUUGUUAAUGGUCUUUUUCGCAACCACAUAAAAUUAAUAAAAUCAAAAAUAGAAUUGACUCGAGUGCUAAUUUCUAAACAUUGUUAACAACCAACAAAUGUCUAUGCAAUUCAAUCCUCAAAAUCGUGAUAUCAAUUAGAACAUUCGUGGUUACAAUUUCCAUUAUUAAACAUCUCACUAAUGACCGAAUGCAUUUAAUGAAGCAACAGUUUGCCUACUCAUACUGCAUUAUGAAUUAUGCCCACAUGUUAUGAGUAAUAAGCUCAUAUGCAUCACUUAAUUAUCACGAUUUUUGGUGACAUUGACAUUAUUAGUUGAUGUGAAAAUUAAUAAUAUUGGAAAUCAAUUAUCUAGAUUUUGUAAGCUGGUUGUUAAAAUUUUAAUUCCAAUGAAUUUGUGAAUUUAUAUUACACACACAUUUAGUCAUUAAACUACGUUAAGCUGUUGCUAUGACAAUUUUGAAUUUUUCUAUCAGCAGUUGUUGUGUUGGACUUAAUUUGUCAUAUUAUAUGUUUUUGAAUUUUUUUCAAUAAGUAAAGUGAUGCCGCAAAAUCAUUUGAAAGCUUCAAAGUGACGCUUUAAAAUUAAGUUCGUUUUAUGCAGCAACGCUUGAAUAUUGAGCAAUAUCUGUAAAGCAACGCCUCAAAAUUAAAUCAAUUAUAUAAAGCAACGCUUUAACAUUAAGUCAGUGUUUCAAAGCAACCACUUAACAUAAAAUCAAUUCUACAAAGCCAUGCUUCAAGAAUAAGUCAACGCUUUAAAAAUAGAAUUCAACUUUGUCAUCAUGUCUGCAUCUCUGUUUAACGUCAUUCGACAUUUAAACCACAACCAAUAUACUUAAAACUUUAAGAACUGCAUUCUUCAGUUCCAAAUUAUCUGAUCGAAAGAAAUAUUUUAGAAAAUUAGAGUUGUUGAUAACAAGUAUAAUUAAUGUCAUAUCCACUCUCGAGAUUAAUCUUCAUGUCGAUGUGAAUAUUCAAAGUAUUUAUUAUUUGCAUUUUUUUCUGUCGAAUUGUUUAAUUUAUUUUAAUUUUUUUAUUCUUUUUCUUUCUUUUUAUUUUCUUUAAUUUAUUUUUUUCAUUCCUAAUUUGAUUUAUGAUUUUUUUCGCACGUUAUCAAAUACAUUUCAUGCCCUGAUACACGCCAACGACACGUUGUGAUGAAAACAUCAAUUAAUUGGUGGAAUACAAAUUUACUUUUGCGACAAAUGAAUUUAAUUAAAUUAGAAAAUUAAAUGAGAAAAAGAAAAAGAAGGAACCGAAGCGUCCGAAAUUUUACUUUUGUCCGUGUUGUGGGGAGAUGAAGAUUACGGAGACUUUAUAUUGAAUCCGGGUUGUGUCUAAAUUAGAAUUUCAUUUCUUUACUAGCUGAAAAAUUAAUUCAAAACCUUGUAACAGAUUUUUUUGAUUUAAAAAGUUGUGGUUAAAAAAGUUUAAAUCUAAAAUUUCCGUUACGUUUUGUAUUAAACCACAGGACGCAUAUCCUUCAAAAAAUCUCAAAUAACCAUAACAGUCACAAAAUUAUUAAUGAUAAUAAUUUAAUUAUUAAAUAUCAACCAAAGAAAAAAUUGUUUACGGAUUUAGAAAAUCACAAAAAAAAAACUAAACUGUAAGAAUCACAAGCCUCAGACUAAAAACCUAAUUAGAAAAUGAUCGUCGAUAAAAAAUAAUUAAUUUUUAAAAAUUAUUUGAUCUUUUGCUGAAUUGAUAAUUUUGCUCUCUUACUGCUUAGUAUUUUCUCUUGCUGCAUGUGUCAAAACAAUCUUUUAUUUAUAUAGCGAUUCCAAACAUAGAUAUUGUAUUAAAUAUAUUCAGACACACGAUUCUUUACCACAAAAAAAAGCAGAAGCAAAUUGUCAUCAGCGAGGAAUUUUUUUGAAAGGAAACUUUUUUGAUAAAAAUCAAAAUUAAAAGGAUUAAAUAGCAGGCAAGAUGAAGAUGAUCUUUUCGGUUUUGUUUGGAUCGAAUUUUAAUGUUUUAUUAAUAUUGAGAAUGCAAGUUUUGGAAAUUAAACGCAUUCUUAUAAAAUUCAAAUUUUAAAAAAUUUAACUGCUGAUUUUGAUUCAAAUUGAGUCUGUAGUCAAUGAAAAUUCAAAUUUUAAAAACACGUUAAUAUUUCUGUAACUUUUCUACAUUCGAAAUUCACUAAAACCAACCAAAAUGAGUCAAAAGAGCACCUUCACCUCACAAAUUGCUAAAAACAAAACAAAAACUUGAAUGAGAAUCUUUUUCAAUUCCAUAUCUUAAUAUUAAUAUUUGUUAUUAUUAUUUUUGGUGGCCUUGUACUCGGGCAUUGGAUUCGAAAGAAAAAGAAAAUAUCUAAGAAUGUAAAAUGUAUCUAUUUUAUAUAAUUUUAUGCUAAUAAAAUUCAAAAUGAGAAAAAAAAGCUUUCAAAU